Dermacentor andersoni is the source of this 1482-nucleotide messenger RNA. RefSeq names its product progranulin-like. Gene Ontology annotation, cellular component: extracellular region. The record is from RefSeq and is a predicted model, not a curated record. Lineage: Eukaryota; Metazoa; Arthropoda; Arachnida; Ixodida; Ixodidae.
CAGAUUUGCCGGACGUUACCGACAGUUCUCUGUGUCCUUCGGCUAGAAUUCGCACUAGAAACAUCCGUCACGCUGCCUGGAAGGUGACCCUGUUUGCUCGCAAAGAUUCCUCGCUUCAAGCACGUGACAACGACAGGAAAAUGAAAAACACCGAGUACGCUGCCUGGUGGCUGUUUGUCACUUUUUCAAGCACCAUAGUCAUAAACGGUGCUGCCCACGAAUCUGCUGUUCGCAAAUGCCCCGACGGCCGCAACUGCGGCCCCGGGACCAGCUGCACACCCCUUUCUCCGGGUGGUGAUAGCUACGGCUGCUGCCCAUACGACAGAGGCAUGCCGUGCAUCUACAAAGGCGACGGAGCCGACGCCACUGAGAAACACGGCUGCUGUCCUCGUGGACACCGUUGUCUAGAAGGAACGUGCGUUCGUGACGAAGGCGAUGUCUCCUUGUCGUACGCACCGGCCGCACUCUUGGCUCCUCUGCGGAAGAAUCUACGCAGCACGACGUGCAGUCCAAAGCAGACCGUCGAGUGCCAGGACCACACCACGUGCCCCGCCGGCAACAGCUGCUGCCACACGCCCGAGUACCCGGUGGGAACGUACUCCUGCUGCCCGUACGAGUACGGCCAGGUGUGCUGCGCCGAUGGCAGCUGCUGCGCCGCCGGCUACCGCUGCGAGCCGCGCUGGGGCAUCUGCAUGCCCACGCUCCAGCAGGCGAAGCGUCCACCACGCAGCGGUACCGGCGCAUCCAGCCGGCUGCGUCCCGUUCCCGCCCGGAGGGGGCCACGGGCGAAAUGGCUGGGCACGAUGAGCACGUCCGACGUCGCAGCACCAUGGAUUCAGUGCCCGGACGGUACCUACUGUCACCGGAAUUCCACCUGCUGCUCCUCCCGUUCCUCUUCGUCGGAGCCCUCUUCAGCCGAGGCCGGUCGCAGCUACGCCUGCUGCCCCCACGAGGAGGCCCAGUGCUGCGUCGACGUCGAGUACUGCUGCCCGAAAGGAACGCGAUGCGAGCACUUCGACAAGCAAGCCGGUCACCGGUGCCGGUCGUUCAAUGACGAACGCGGACGGACGCUCCUCGCCUCCAAAAAGUACCCCAGCCUCGACAGUGUGCCCUCGGACACAUACCCCUCGGUGCCGUGCCCUGCGUGGAUGGUGUGCAGCUCGGGUUCGUGCUGCCGCGACCAGCACGGGGCCUACCGGUGCUCCCCGUACCCAGGAGGGGUGUGCUGCGCCUCGGGCAUCUCGGGAUGUCCGCCGGGCACCGAGUGCGUCGGUUGAGCGCCGUUGCCUCUCUUCCGGCUGCCGUCCCUUUAGCUAUGCCCACGUCGUCGGUUACAUCCAAGGAAUACAGCGAAAUUUUGCUCCGCUUAGGUUCCUGCUAUAAGUGUAAAAUGGUUGUAAAUAUUUUCCCCACUAGCUGAAAAUGAACGACGUAGCACAUACAAUGGCGAAAUACAUGCAACUGCGUUGCUUAUAUAUUUGA